AUGGUGAAGUUUGCAAAGGCAUUAGAUGCUCAAAUGCUACCAGAAUGGAAGGAGGAUUUCAUGAACUACCGACAACUGAAAAAAUUGAUAAAGAUAAUGAAGCUGUCAAUGACUUCAAAUUUAAACCAAAAUGACGAGCGCACCAAUGAAAAUUCCAUUUUCAAUUCUGUUUCAUCUAUUGUGAAGAAAGUCACAUCUGGCCUCUCAUCUACUAACAACAUCAUUAAGUUGAGGAUGAAAACCACAGUGGAAAAUGGAGAAGAAAUCUACAAAACCGAGCUUGUGCAAUUAUUUUCCCAGGAUGAUAAGGUAUUUGAGUUUUUUGUGAGACUUGAUGAUGAGCUAAACAAAGUUAACCAUUUUUUUAUCAAAAAAGAGAGUGACUUUCUGGAAAGAGGAGAUACAUUAAACAAGCUGCUUCAAAUCCUAUUGGAUUUAAAACAAAUUAUUAAUGACCACGGACAGCUGACAAAUAUUGUUCAAAAAGUUCCUCCUCCAACCCAAGAUUCUAAUUUAUUAGAAUUUAUUGCUAUUACGAAUCUGCUUUGGAAGGAUUUAGUGAAUAAUUCAACAGGAGAUUUUCUUCACAAGAAGAUGGUUCACAUUGCCCAAAAAGUUCUUAGAAGUGCAUUUGCUGAGCUCUACCAAAGUCUUGAUUCACUCAAGACUUACAGCUCACUUAAUAUGGUCGCUUUUUUAAAGAUACUAACGAAAUUUGACAAGGUGUCUUCUCAAAAAGUUUCUGCAAGUUACUUCAAAGUAGUUCAAAGAUCUCAUUUUGUUAGUUCUGAUAAGGUUGUUAGAUUGAUGGACGAAGUGGAAUCAAUAUUCACAAAGCAGUUUGUCAACGAUGAUAAGAAAAAGACAAUGAAGUUUUUAAAACCCAAACAACAUAAAGAUUUAGAUAUGAUCAAUUUUUUUGUUGGAUUGUCGACUGGUUGUUUCCUGUCUUUGUUGUGUGUAUAUGCAUCUUUGGCUCAUUUCUACGACAUAUUCUCUCCUAUUAAUGAGUUGAUUUACAUGAAAAUCAUGUAUCCUAUUUUUAGUGUGUUCGCAUUAUUAAGCCUACAUCUAUUUAUGUAUGGAUGUAACUUAUACAUGUGGAAAAGAUCAAGAAUCAAUUAUAGUUUAAUAUUUGAUUUUUCUCCAAGGACAUCACUUAAGUAUAGAGAUGCAUUUUUUACAUGCACUACCUUAAUGACAAUUGUCUUUGGUGCAAUGGUUAUACAACUUCUUUUAAGUGCGUCAGAAUUCUCUUCUAGCCAUAUUGAUGUAUUUUCUGGAAUUUUGUUUGUGGUUUUUAUAGCAUUGCUGUUCUUUCCAUUUGACAUUUUCUAUCGUCCAACACGCUACUUCUUCAUUCGCGUCAUUUGCAAAAUAGUAUGUUCUCCAUUUUUUAAGGUUAUGCUAAUUGAUAUGUUUAUGGUAGACCAACUAACUAGCCAGAUUCCAUUGUUAAGACAUUUGGAAACUACAAGUUAUAACUUUUUUAUUAAGGUUUUCAAAAUACAUCAUCAUGACACCCGCCAUUCAAGAACACUUUAUAUGGAAAUUACUUCUUUCAUCUUAUUUUUUCCAUAUUAUUGGGGUGCUUUGCAAUGUAUAAGACAGUGGUUCGAUGAUGGGGAUGUGAAUAAUUUGGCUAACAUGGGAAAAUAUGUUUCGGCAAUAGUAGCUAUGGGGGCUAGAAUUACAUACAACAUACAAAAUAACCAUAUAUGUUUUGCAAUUGUCUUGAUCACAUCUUUUGUGACAACAUCAUAUCACAUCUAUUGGGAUACAGUCAAGGAUUGGAAUCUUUUAAAUCCUCAUUCUAGAAAUCCAUGGCUUAGAGAUCAUCUAGUUUUAAAGAAUAAAAAGAUAUACUUUGUGUCAAUGGCCAUAAACAUUAUUUUGAGGAUGACAUGGGUACUGACUAUCAUACCUUUGCAAGCUGGGGCGGCUAAAAUGAGAGUCGGGCCGACUAAAGUGGGACUCAUAGAUUUUUUGUUGGCAUCACUAGAAAUUAUUCGAAGAGGACAUUGGAAUUUCUACAGGAUAGAAAAUGAAUAUAUAAGAAACAUUGCCCAUCAUUGCCGGUGA
This is a messenger RNA of Vicia villosa (hairy vetch), 2082 nucleotides long. RefSeq names its product phosphate transporter PHO1-like. Lineage: Eukaryota; Viridiplantae; Streptophyta; Magnoliopsida; Fabales; Fabaceae. Gene Ontology annotation, biological process: phosphate ion transport; cellular response to phosphate starvation. The record is from RefSeq and is a predicted model, not a curated record. Bases 1 to 2082 code for a protein of 693 amino acids. The transcript is spliced from 15 exons. Gene Ontology annotation, cellular component: plasma membrane; Golgi apparatus; cytoplasm. Gene Ontology annotation, molecular function: inositol hexakisphosphate binding.